AUGGAGGCUGCGCCGCGGCGAAGCCCCGAGCCGCGGGAGAAGCCGCCGGUGCUGGACGGGGAGGCAGCGGGGGCGCCCGUGGGGGCGUCGGGCGCGGCCCCGGCCUCGCCGGCGGCGACCGAGCAGAUCGUGGCGGAGGGCGAGGCGGCGGCGAGCACGUUCGUGCAGCGGCAGCUCGGGGCGAUGCUGCAGCCCGCCGUGAACAAGUUCUCGCUGCGCAUGUUCGGCAGCCACCGGGCCGUGGAGAUCGAGCGGCAGCGGGUGAAGUCGGCGGGCGCCUGGAUUAUCCAUCCCUACAGCGACUUCAGGUUUUAUUGGGACCUCAUCAUGCUGCUCCUGAUGGUGGGGAAUUUGAUCAUCCUGCCCGUGGGCAUCACUUUCUUCAAGGAUGAGAACACCCCUCCCUGGAUCGUUUUCAACGUGCUUUCAGACACCUUCUUCUUGGCUGACCUGGUGCUGAACUUCCGGACAGGCAUCGUGGUGGAGGACAACACAGAGAUCAUCCUUGACCCUCACACCAUCAAAAUGAAGUACUUGAAGAGCUGGUUCCUGGUCGACUUCAUUUCCUCCAUCCCUGUUGACUACAUUUUCCUCAUUGUUGACCUGGAGACCCAGGUGGAUUCUGAUGUCUACAAGACAGCCCGGGCCUUGCGCAUCGUGCGCUUCACCAAGAUCCUCAGCCUGCUGCGCCUGCUGCGUCUCUCACGCCUCAUCCGCUACAUCCACCAGUGGGAGGAGAUCUUCCACAUGACGUAUGACCUGGCCAGUGCCGUGGUGAGGAUCUUCAACCUCAUUGGGAUGAUGCUGCUGCUGUGCCACUGGGAUGGCUGCCUCCAGUUCCUGGUGCCCAUGCUGCAGGAUUUCCCUGAGGACUGCUGGGUCUCCAAGAACCACAUGGUGAACGACUCGUGGGGGAAGCAGUACUCACAUGCCCUGUUCAAGGCCAUGAGCCACAUGCUCUGCAUCGGCUACGGGCAGCAGGCACCCGAGGGCAUGACCGACGUCUGGCUCACCAUGCUCAGCAUGAUCGUGGGGGCCACCUGCUAUGCCAUGUUCAUCGGCCACGCCACCGCCCUCAUCCAGUCACUGGACUCAUCCCGGCGCCAGUACCAGGAGAAGUACAAGCAAGUGGAGCAAUACAUGUCAUUCCACAAACUGCCUGGGGACACGCGCCAGCGGAUCCACGAGUACUAUGAGCAUCGCUACCAGGGCAAGAUGUUUGAUGAGGAGAACAUCCUGGGGGAGCUCAGCGAGCCGCUCAAAGAGGAAAUCAUCAACUUCAAUUGCCGCAACUUGGUGGCCAACAUGCCCCUGUUUGCCAAUGCUGACCCCAACUUUGUGACAGCCAUGCUGACCAAGCUGCGUUUUGAGGUCUUCCAGCCUGGGGACUUCAUCAUCCGUGAGGGCACCGUGGGCAAAAAGAUGUACUUCAUCCAGCACGGGGUGGUCAGCAUCCUCACCAAGGGCAACAAGGAGACAAAGCUGUCUGAUGGCUCCUACUUUGGGGAGAUCUGUCUGCUGACACGGGGCAGACGCACAGCCAGCGUGAGAGCCGACACCUACUGCCGCCUCUACUCCCUGUCCGUGGAUAAUUUCAACGAGGUGCUGGAGGAGUACCCCAUGAUGCGCAGGGCCUUCGAGACGGUGGCCAUGGACCGGCUGGACCGCAUAGGGAAGAAGAACUCCAUCUUGCUCCGCAAGAGAGCCGAGCACAGCUCGGGGCCCCUGAACAACGAGAUGAUACAGCAGAUCGUGAAGCACGACCAGGACAUGGCUCACAACAUCCAGGACCUGCAGCAGAUGGCGAUGGGCCGGGAGCUGAGCGGGAAGCCGGUGAUCUGGGAGCCGCUGGUACACGCGCCCCUGCAGACAGCCGCCGCCACCACCAACGUGGCCAUCGCUCUGACCCACCAGCACAGCCUGCAGGCUCACAUCUUCCUGCCGCCCUCCUCCAUCUCCAGCCCACUCUCGCCCGAGGCCACCCUGCUCACGAAGCCGGUGCGCCGGUCCCAGCCCAGUCUGGGGGGCUCCCGGCCCUCCUCCGUGAGCUCCCCCUCCGGGGCGCAGUCCCACCUCCAGACGCCGGCCGCCGGCUCGCCUUCCUCCCCCAUGGUCCAGUCCCAGGCGCCGCUGGAGAGCGGGGCCCAGAGACCCAGCCCCGGGGCGCAGCCCCUGCCCCGCGCGGCGCAGAGGGGGGAGAUGCCAGCGGGCGCCAAGCAGCCCCCGGCCGGCCCCCAGCCCCAGCUCUCCAGGUCCCGCGGCGCCUCGGUCUCGACCUCUCUGCUGCAGCAAGCGGCGGGAGCUGCGUCCCCCAGCUCCGAGCAGGCGCUGCCGCCGGGGAGAACGCUCCACUACAGCCUGUCCCGAGCCACUGGCUCCCACAUCUCCCUCCUGAUGCAGCCCCAGCAGCUGGUGAAGCACAGGAGCAUCCAGGGCCUGCCGGUGGGGCGGCUCACCCAGGAUGUCCGGCUCCUCUCUGCCUCCCAGCCCUCCCUUCCCAAUAAAGUGGCCCAACAAGCCGACGGGAGCUCCUUGAAGCAGGGCAGGAAAUCUGCAGGGAACCUGGCCCGCAGGUCCUCGCCCUCGGUAGCCGGACUCCUCGCCAAGCCCUGUGCGGGGAUCGCAGGCCAGACCACACACUCGCAGCAGAUGCCUUCAGGAUCGCUGGCUCAGACCGGCCGCUCCGCGGCGGGAGCGUCCACUCCCCAGUCCCCGGGCUCCGCGUCCAGGCAGGCAGCAGGUCCCUCCCGCAAGGGCUCCGUGGCCUUCAGCCCCGAGGUGGAAACGGCAAAGCCCAAACUCCCAUCCAACAUGUGA
Messenger RNA from Cinclus cinclus, 2817 nucleotides. It is a transcript of the gene HCN3, whose product is annotated as hyperpolarization activated cyclic nucleotide gated potassium channel 3. Gene Ontology annotation, cellular component: membrane. Lineage: Eukaryota; Metazoa; Chordata; Aves; Passeriformes; Cinclidae. The coding region runs from base 1 to 2817 and encodes 938 amino acids. The transcript is spliced from 8 exons. The record is from RefSeq and is a predicted model, not a curated record. Gene Ontology annotation, molecular function: voltage-gated potassium channel activity. Gene Ontology annotation, biological process: transmembrane transport; potassium ion transport.